AUGCCCUGCAGCGAAGUCUUUGACCGCAUUGCAGCUGUCUUUCCGGCGUCGCGCUAUCUUGUUGAUCUCGCGACGCCUCUUGAUGGCCUCUUUCUUCAAGACGCGCUGGGAAGAGUCUGGGAGGCCUUGCCCGAUGACCUCAGUACUCUCCAGUGGCUGACUGUGCGCAUCGAUCGGGCGGCCUUUCCAGGGGCCCCACAGCUCACGCCAAUUUCGGCACACUCCCAGUGGACGGGCACGACAUCCACUACUACUGCCAUGCAGCCGGCGCUGUCUUCCGGCACACAUGUCUCCUUUGUCCUCGCGGGGGAAGGUACUCUCAUCCGCCUAGCCCCCCAGCCUGUUCAGCAAGUCAAUGUGGAGCACUCCAUCGCCGAGAUGUUGCUCAUCAUGGCCCGGCAAGGGCGCAUGCCAAGGAACCCCAUGAUCUCCUUGUGCACUGCAAUGCCCCGCAAUCCUGAGCGCCCCAAUGAGCUGCUGGUAGGAUUCAUGAUCUAUCCCAGCGCCACUGAGGCUACUGACGUGGCCAUUCUGCAAGACUUCUCCACGGAUGGGACCAUGCUCCAGGCCAUCACUGUUGACAGCGGCACUCGGUUGGAGCACAUGAUAGGGAGUGCACAAGCCCGUCGAGGCUUCACUCCGGUUCUCAAUGGGGUACCUCGAGCCGCGGCCAACCGCAAUCUUGUCACCGGGGAUUUGGUCCAGGUUCAGCUCCCGCCUCUCACAGCCAGGGUCGUUACGGUGGCCCAUAUGUACUUCCUGCUACCGGAGCUUCGACUUUUUGCGAUGCCGCUAAGUAUGCCCUCCAUGGCCCCAGUGACCAGGAAUCCUUUGGACCCCGGUGCCAUUGAAAGGGGCCGUGAAGCAGCGAGGCGCACUUUGCAUCUUCGAUCGCUUGAGCGCCGGGUGGAGGUUGGCGAGCCAGGGCACGACAACAGGCCUUUACUUGUGAUGGGGCCCACGCAUCCACCCUACCUGUUGUUCAUGCCGGUCCCUUUGGAACCCAGCCUACGUGAAGUUUUGCUCUUCUUGUCUUUCUCGGGCUUUUUCGAUCCAGGGACGAGCUUUGCGGAGACACGGGCUUUUUCGCAUGGGGUCGAAAUUUUCGUGUCGAUCCCUCCCCGCAGCACCCGGGCCACAGUCCUGUUAACGGCCCCGGACAGCACGCUCACGUUCCUCCAAUUGAACAUGCCGGUAGGAAUGCCGUUGCAGAACCUUGGGUUACCUGUUAGGCGAGGUUUCGAGCUCGUUCUGCCGGCUCAGGCUGCACACGGGGCCAUCAUUUGGGACAAUGGCCGCCGAAGGCCCAGCUCCAGUGCAUCCAUGGGCACCGAAGGUACUUCCUUGGCUCAACUUCCUGAUGUGGCCCUCAAGCAAGCGGCUCGAUGCAAGCAGCUUCGUGACAUCCACGAGGACCUCCGCCACUGCCCUUGCGUGGAGGGCGCGCUGCAAUGCCCUCAGGAUCCGCCGCCGGACGACAGCACCCCUGCAGCGCGUCGUCUCCAGGAGGAUUCUCAGAAGCCGGACCUGCAGCCACCAAAGGUGGGACUUCCCCAGCUCCACACAGUGACCAUACCCACCCCGUUCGGCCGGAGGCGUCUCUGUGCUGAGGAUGCCGCACCAAUUGCAAAGACGGAUCCACCCGGAGGCAGCAACACCCUGACUGUUCAGGGCCCUCCGGAUGCUCUGUGCCAGCCCCGGCCACACACCGCCCAAAGCCCACCAAGGGCUUCACAAUCCGCUACCCCCGUCGAGAGCGUGCACAUCAGUCUUGCAAAUCACAUUCCCCCGUCCCCACCAGCCAUUACCUGGGGGGUCAACCGUGACAUUCUGCUGCAUUGCCUCGAGGACCACGGUUUGACCCAAUUUGCAAUGCAGCCAGAGGCCUACCCACAGAUCGAUGCCUCUCUUCUAAGCCUCUGGCAACGCCUUCCCGCCUGGCGACCAGAGUCGCCUUGUGAUGAACUGUUCGUUUUCACGGAUGGCUCAUACUUUGAUGAGGCGCCACGGGCCACGUGGGCAGUUGUCAUUGUUGCACUCCAGGACGGCAACAUUGUGCGGGUCGGAGCCCGGGCCGGCGCGGCCCAAGGACCUGCACACCAUGGCCCAAAGCAUGCCAGGCUGCCAUCUGCCUUUGACGGCGAAAUCGAAGCUAUUUUGCACGCCUUUGCUGUCAUUGCUAGUGUGCCAUGCCGGGCUGCGCACGUCGGCGCCGACUGUGAAGCCGCCCUGACUGUCGCACAAGGGCUUGCGGCCACUGCUGAAUGGGAUCUCACUGCUCGAGCCACUGUCAGCGUGCGGGCCCUGAUAGCCAUGCAAAGCAAAGGCCUUUUUCUCCACAAGGUGCUCGCUCAUGCAGGUUGCGCGCUCAACGGUCUCGCCGAUGCCCUGGCCAAAGCUGUCGGCAAAAACCCCUCCCUCGAAGCGCAUGGCACAUUUCAGCCGUUAUGGAUGGCCAUUACUGAAGGGGUCGUUGAUCAUCUUUGGCUUGUGCCGAGACACCCCCUCACGGCUAGCAGCCUGCCGCCACUAAACGAUGCGGGGACCUGGGACCGCGCCUACUGCUCUGUUGUGGCGUCAGACGACCUCCAGAGACCCUUCUGCAUGCCUGCGCCCGACCUCGAAGUUAAGCCAGUGCUCUUGGACCUGAAGGUCCUUCAGUACAAUGUGCUCUCCCUGAAGGCCCCCGGAGCUGCGGAACUGCUUGCGAAGGGCCUCCGCAAGCACGCCGUCGACAUCGCCGGCAUCCAGGAAACCCGACAGCGGCAAACGGGCAUUACCACAGUCGACGAUUACUGGGUCCUGCAUGCACCCUGCACCGACCAAGGCGUUGGAGGCGCUCAAAUAUGGGUGAGACACAACCCCCGUUGGGAUCGUCAAGCUUUCACUAUCGUCCACCAAGAGCCGCAGAUACUAGUUGUCCUCGGCUCUUUUGACGGGGUGAAAAUGCUGCUUGUGUCUGCCCAUGCCCCACCAGCUCCCACAGCUGCUGAUGUGAUACAAGAUUGGUGGGGCCACCUUGCCACCACCCUCCAUCGCACCCCCGCCACUUGUGUCCCGUUGCUUUUCCUCGAUGCAAAUGCGACCUUUAGCCGGCAGCCUCUUGUUCCAAGCACGCUUCUUUGCUCGCCACUCUGCAACAAUGCGGUAUGCCUACAGCAAUUUGCAACGGCCCGGGCGCUUGGUCUAAGCCCACAGUUCUUGGCCAAUGGCGCUCCGCUGCACUCUUGGGUUAGCCCACAAGGCCAUCGCAAACUCAUCGAUUAUAUUGCGAUGCCUGCUGACUGGGAAUGCACUUGCACGGUGCAGGAUACCCCACGGCUUGGGGACCUGUAUGAGGAUAUCGACCAUCAGCCAGUCUUGCUACGGUUGGAAGCCACGGUAGAUGCGACGCCUGUGCAGCAUCGCAACCGUAUUGAUUGUCGCUUUUGGACCUUACCUGCGAGCCAACAGGUUGCCUCAACGGUGGCCCAUCUCAGCCCACCUGUGCCAUGGACCACUCGGACCACCGCGCAUGUGGAUAUCCUGCAACAGCAUCUCUACCAUGGUGUGAUGUCGUGUGUGCCGGCGAUGCCGCCCAAGCCACGUAACCCUGCCCUGACACCUGAGACUCUGGUCAAGGUUCGGCUGCAACGGCACCUGCGACGCUGUACGAGACACGCACAGCAGACCUCACGCCGGGCAUUCCUGCACAUGUGCCUCAGAGCCUGGGCGCAACAGGGCAGGCCAGCCUUUGCAAUCAUCCGAUCCGAGGAGGGAGCCCGGAUACGUGCGGCAGCCAGAUGGGCGCGCCAGUAUCGCCAGGGCAAGGAGCUCCGCCGCGCGAUGUGGACCGACAAGGCAGAGUUUACUCGCCGGGCCAUCGUCCAGGCCAGAGCCGAGGGAUCCGCCCAGUUUUCCCAUCGCCUGCGGGCAAUCCUCCGUACGGGACGACGAUAUCGGGCCCCCGCACUCCUCCCAUGUCUGAAGGAUGAACCGGGUUGUCCGAUGGACAAAGACCAAGUGUCAGAUAGUUUCGGGAGGUUUUUCGCCGCGGCCGAGAGGGCCGAGGACUGGCCGGCCAAGGAGUCAGCGAACCUGCUGCGUGCCAACCGCUGCAAGGAAGUGACCUCCCCAGCCUGGCAGGGCUUGCAUCCGGUUUCGCGAGCCUUCGGACUGGACGAGCUGCUGGCCCUCUUGUACUACCCAGUUGCCUGCAAGCUCUUCCUUCGUGACCCAUCACCCUUCCAAUGGAAGGGUGGGCUUGCCACUUGUGUUCCCAAACCUGGCAAGCCCUGCACACAGCACAAAGGUUACAGAGCCAUUAUGCUCCUGGAAGGUGACAACAAAGCCCUGCAAAAGAGCAUGCGCCCAUCCCUGCUCAAGGCGAUGACCCAUUUAAGCGUCCCGGACCAGAUGGGAGGACGGCCAGGAUAUGCUCUGACGCAACCGUCUGCCUGUGUCAAGGCUCACCUCCAUCGGCUCCGACGGACCCGCCAAAGCGGAGCGGUUAUCUUCAUCGACGCCGCUGCCGCCUACUACUCGAUUGCCAAGGAUCUCUUGUCCCUUACACCUGCCCAAAGGUGCGACCGUACAUUCCUUGAGCAACGUGCCACCCGCCUUUUCCAGUUUGAUGACCUCCGGCAGCAGUUUGUGCAACGCAUGCUCGACAGCAAUGCUGAGCUCGACGAGGCUAUGUCGCCUGCUUUACGCACAUACCUGCAGCGCCAGCUGGAUCAGACCUGGUACGUGCCCAGGCAUAACUCCCCCACGGCAUAUGUUGCCGGCAGUGGAACCGCACCUGGGUCUCCACUUGCUGACGUCAUGUUCUCUCUGGUUUUCGGUGAUCUGCUCCGGCAGACACAGGCAUAUCUCAGAGAACGCGUGUGGCAUUCACGGCUCACUGUACAAGCCGCCGAUACGCCUGGCUAUACACCUACAUGGGCAGAUGAUGUCUGCAUUCUGGUCGAAGUUGGGCCGGCUGAGUUCGUCCCGGCGGCAACAGCCGACACCCUAGCCUUCUUCCUUGAUCGCAUGCAUGAGGCGGGACUCCAGGCUAACAUGGGCCUCGGCAAAACUGAAACGAUCCUGGCUCUCUACGGCCCCGGUUCCCGCGAGGUCCGACGCCAGUACCUCAGCCAGACGGACCCACAAUUGCCCUACAGCUCGCACUACGAGCAGGGACAUGUGCGCAUUACUGCCACAUACGACCACCUUGGAUCGACAAUCCAAGCGGAUGGGCACUCUCUGCCCGCCAUACGGCGUCGCAGAGAGCUGGCACGAGAGCUCUAUAGGCCCCUCAAAGCGAGAGUCCUGCGCAACCCGGCUCUGACACGGGAGGAAAAGAUUGACCUCCUCCGCAGCCGGGUGAUCCCCCGCAUGAUGUACGGCUCAGGGCUAUGGAGUGUCACGACCCGACAAGAAGAAGAGACCUUGGAAGGGGCCAUCAACGGCUUUUACCGGGGCUCUUUCCAGCCCAUCUUUGGCAUCAAAAGUCAGGGCUACUCCAGCCUUGAACUAGCAAGCGCGCUCCGCAUGCCCACGCCUGCUGAGCUCCUGGCAGUCGAGCGCUUACGAGCGGCAACACAACUUGCCCGCAGCGACAUGAUCCUUGUGCUAGAAGAGCUCUCCCAUGAUGACAAAUGGUGGCCAGCCGUCACCCAUGCUGCCUCUGAGAUCGGUCUUCUGCCUCCUGGCGAAAAGACCUUUCCACAGAUUGUUGAACAUCUGCGGGCUCCACAUGCCAUCACUAAGGCAGCCUGUCGACGUUUCAUCCGUCAGCGCAUAGAGGGCAGGCGAGUGUCAUGGGACGACCUCAAGCAAAGGGAACCGUGUGACACGGUAUCCAUAACCGCCGCCUCCGGCCAGACCUUGCCAUGGCAAUGCGAGAAGUGCCCAUCCGCGUUUGCCGACUACCGCAGGCUGGCGGUGCAUGCCGCCACCAAACACGGCCAACGUGCGCUCCAUGCAGUUAGCGCCAUCGGGUCAAGGUGCGAAGUCUGUACAGGUGAAUACUGGACUCGACAAAGACUCGCGGAACACCUCCGCAGGAGUCCUCGAUGUCUCAGAGUUUACGCAGAAGCGGAGAUCCAGGACGUGCCAGAAGUGCAUCAACCGGGCAGCGGCGCAUGGCGCCCCUGCACUAUCUCGCACGGCCCCAGGCCGUGGUGGGCGACGCUCAACCCUUGA
Symbiodinium sp. CCMP2592 is the source of this 6168-nucleotide messenger RNA. The record is from the annotation of a GenBank genome assembly. Lineage: Eukaryota; Dinophyceae; Suessiales; Symbiodiniaceae.